UUAUUGUAAGAGUUUUAUCUUUGUCCUCGAUGAAACCAAAACUCCAAAACAUACAAUGGCAAACUCUCCUCUAGAUGUCGCCAUCAUUGGUGCUGGGUUAUCAGGUCUCGCGUUGGCUCUUGCACUCCAUCAACAAUCCAUCUCAUGCGCAGUCUACGAAGCUCGUGAAGCUCCAUUAAACGUGGGCGGAGCACUUAUGCUUAUGCCCAAUGGCCUAAAAGUACUCGGAAAACUGGGAGUCUACGACUCUCUGCAAAAGAGAGGCUACAACUUCGAGCAUAUCUACAUUCAAGACGUAGACAGCGGGAAGAUUCUAGAGAAAAUUGACUAUGGCAACGUCGAGCGCUAUGGAUUCCAAGCCCUCCGCCUAUACCGCUACAUCGUGCUCGAAGAGCUCCUAGUCGCUGUAAAAGCAAAGGGCAUCCCAAUUCAUUUCAACAAAAGAUUCUCCCACAUCGUCUCCGAGACCGAAGAUUCCGUUUCAUGGCAAUUCCACGACGGCUCCACGGAAACCGCAUCUCUCCUCAUAGGAGCAGACGGCAUCCACUCCACAGUCCGCUCCCACCUAUUCCCCGACAUCAAACCCGUCUUCGCAAACAUGGCCGCCAUCGUAGCCGCAAUCCCCACAGCCCAACUCUCCCUCCCCCCACCCACCGACCCAAACCUAAACUCCCCCUCAAACACCUACCCCAUCCCCUCGGGCCUCACCGUCCCCGGCCUAGGCGCCUUCGUCAUCGCCCCACAAACGCACGCCGGCGACGAAGUAAUGAUCACGGUCCAACGACCCAUGGCUUCCACAUCCAUCUCCUCGUCCGACAAAGACGCGCUCCGCUCCCUCCUGCGCCAAAACUCCGACCGCUUCCCGCCCAUCGUCCAGAACGCCGUGCGGGAGAUCCCCGACGCGCAGUUGCGCAUCUGGCAUUUCUACCAUAUCCCGCGGCUCGAGCGCUGGAUGCGGGGACGUGUGCUUAUUGUAGGAGAUAGCGCGCACGCGAUUCCGCCCAGUGGGGGCCAGGGCGCGAAUAUGGCGUUCGAGGAUGUGUAUUUGGUUGCGCUUGUCCUGGGGCGACUGGGAGGGAAGCCGAGUGGUGGGGAGUUGGAGAGGGCGUUGUUGGGGUGGCAGCGGUUUCGCCAGAGGAGGGUGGAUAGGGUGUUGGAGCUUAAUAGGCAGAUGGAUUUGAGGCGGAUGCCGAGUGCUGGUGGUGGGGAGGAGGAGGAGAAGGUGGAUAUGGCGGAGAUGUUUGAUUGGUUGUUUAAUAUUGAUUUUGAGGAGGCGGUUGAUGAGUGUUUGGAAGGCGUUUUGUAGUUUUGUUUUGAAUAGAAGGCUUGCUGGUUCUCCUGUCAAGGUUAAUCUUUAGCUGUUUGUGAUGAUUGUAGGAAAAGGAGUAAGCUAAGCGAGACUCCAAGCGAAUUUGGCUCUCCUAUCACGUUACCUCGUCGUCCCUUCUCCAAUAACCCUCUUCUUAC
This is a messenger RNA of Mollisia scopiformis, 1467 nucleotides long. Its product is annotated as FAD dependent oxidoreductase. The transcript is spliced from 2 exons. Bases 56 to 1306 code for a protein of 416 amino acids. The record is from RefSeq and is a predicted model, not a curated record. Gene Ontology annotation, molecular function: monooxygenase activity; FAD binding. NCBI's taxonomy places the organism in Eukaryota, Fungi, Ascomycota, Leotiomycetes, Helotiales, Mollisiaceae.